This is a messenger RNA of Camellia sinensis, 2439 nucleotides long. NCBI's taxonomy places the organism in Eukaryota, Viridiplantae, Streptophyta, Magnoliopsida, Ericales, Theaceae. The record is from RefSeq and is a predicted model, not a curated record.
GUCAUGAAAUCCGUGUCGUAGUCUUCGUCUAUAGCGAGAGAGAGAGAGAGAGAGAGUGCCGUCCCUGUGUCUUCGGUGUUUCCGCCAUUUUCAGACAACGAAGUUUUUGUACACUUCCACCAAAUGCGGAGGAGAUAACUCUAGUUUCUGAUUUCCGCCGCCGGCGCCGGCCGCCAUUUGGUCCAAAUAUGACCUCUCCAUGAUUAUAAGUUUUAAAAAAGGGUUCUAAAAGGGUAAUUGUAAGUGUUUUUUGUAAUGUUUUAUUUGUAUAUAUAUUUGUUUUUGUUUUGAGUUUAGAUUGCGAUUCAUGGCUUUGUGAUUGUGGGUUUUUGAACUGGUUUUGUUUAGGGUUUUUCCAAAGACAUUGUUGAAUUAGAAUUAUAUAAAAGUUUUGUUCUAUAUUGGUUUGAAGCAAAUGGGUGAUACAGAAGAAGCUCGUAUUGAUAUGAUGCAUAGAUUACAAUCUUCUUUCAGUACUUCAUCUUCUUCAAUCCCAAAACAAACCAUUUCUGUUAAUCAUCUUGAUAUACCUCAAUUCAAUACCUCACAAAUUCGUGCUCCGAUGAGACAAUUUUCGCCCAAUUUUAAUGUUGAGACUAGUAAGAGAGUCGGUAUACCGCCUUCCCAUCCUCAAAUCCCUCCGAUUUCGCCUUAUUCCCAGAUCCCGGUAACCCGGCCGGGAAAUCAACAACUGGGUUCUCAAAAUUUUAGCCCCGGACCGACCCAUUCGCGAUCUUUAUCGCAGCCUGCAUUUUUUUCGCUUGAUUCAUUGCCUCCGUUGAGCCCAUCACCGUAUCGAGACUCGUCAUCAGCACCAAAUGAUGUGUCGAUGGAUGAUAGAGAUGCCAAUACACAUUCUUUAUUGCCACCAUCACCUUUCACAAGGGGUGGUGGUACUUCGAGGGUUGGGGAGAGUCUUCCUCCUCGUAAGGCACAUCGGCGAUCCAAUAGCGAUAUUCCAUUUGGGUUUUCUAGUUUGAUGCAAUCUCCGCCACCACUCAUCCCGGUUAGGGGUCCUGGUGGUUUUGACCAGUCUGCAUCUGCUAGAGACAAUUCUGGUCCCAAACCAAUCCAAUUAGUCAAACGCGAGACAAGUUGGGAUAAAGGUGGCGGAGAGAAUAAUGCAGAAGGAAUGGGUGAGAGGAAACCAGAAGGAGAAGUUGUGGAUGACCUAUUUUCUGCUUAUAUGAAUUUGGACAACAUCGACACAUUGAACUCUUCUGGAACUGAUGACAAGCAGUCUAAUGAGAAUCGCGAGGAUUUGGAUAGUAGAGCCAGUGGUACAAAGGGCAAUGACAGCAGCGAUAAUGAAGCAACAAGUAGUGUAAAUGAAAGUGGCAAUGUUUCGCAAAGGCCCGGUAUCGGUUCUUCAGCUGAGAAGAGGGAAGGGAACAAGAGGAAUGCAGUGGGAGAUAUUUCUCUGACUACCAGACACUAUAGAAGUGUUUCCAUGGAUAGUUUCAUGGGGAAGAUGAAUUUCGGUGAUGAGUCCCCGAAACUGCCACCAUCCCCUGGGAUACGCCCAGGACAAUUGUCGCCCAGCAAUUCGAUAGACGGGAAUUCAAAUACCUUUAGCUUGGAAUUUGGAAAUGGUGAGUUUAGUGGGGCUGAACUCAAGAAAAUUAUGGCCAAUGAGAAACUUGCUGAGAUAGCAUUAGCUGAUCCCAAGCGGGCCAAAAGAAUUCUGGCAAAUCGUCAAUCGGCUGCUCGUUCCAAAGAAAGAAAGUUACGGUAUAUUGCAGAGCUGGAGCACAAGGUUCAAACUUUACAGACAGAAGCAACUACAUUGUCUGCCCAGCUUACGCUAUUGCAGAGAGAUUCUGCUGGGCUCACAACCCAGAACAAUGAGUUGAAGUUUCGCCUGCAAGCCAUGGAACAACAGGCACAGCUUCGAGAUGCUCUUAAUGAAGCUUUAAGCGCAGAAGUUCAAAGGUUGAAGCUUGCUACUGCAGAGCUGAAUGGGGAUACCUCCAAGUUCCAGCAGCUCUCCAUCAACCCCCAGAUGUUCCAGCUCCACCAGCAGCAGCCACAACAGCAACAGCAGAAUGCUGGCACAACCACAAAGCAAGACUCAAAGCAGUAGGCUGUGAAGAACAAGACGUUGCGGAAGGCUUGGACGCUUCUCAAUUUAUUUUUUUCAUCUAUGGUUCUUGUUAUCUAGCAGUAGUUAGUUACAUCCAAUGCAUUUAUUCAUUUGUUUUGCAUCUCCAACAAAACACAGCAAGGUGUGGUAAUUACAGAUGAAACCCAUGUUGCAUAUCCAUCCUCCAACUGUUCAUUUAGGUCAUAGACAAGCCUUAAGAAUUAAGAUUUAUAGCCUUUAUAUGUUGGAUUGAAGUUCAUUUUGACAUAUUUUUGUUGCAACAGUUUGGAGAGUUAAACUUCAACUAUUCACUUUGUUUCUUUGAGUAAAGGUGAUCAUUUUGUUGUUGUCUGGUA